CGCCUUCCAAUUGGCUGCGUUGAGACCUUCCAACAUGGCAGCGCCCGGCUCGACUCUAAAUUGCGAGGACUUCGCUGAGUUUCAGGAAUUGCUCAGGGUAACAAGAACAAUUGAUGACAGAAUAGUCCAUGAAUUAAAUACUACUGUUCCAACAGCUUCUUUCGCAGGAAAAGUUGAUGCUAGGCAAACUUGUGAAGAACUUCAUCAUUCGUUGAAAGAAGCUCAUGAAAGUAGGGAGAGAAUAAUCAAAAGCUGUAUUGCCCAAACUUCUAAUGUAGUAAAACGUCUGCAGGAAGAGAGGAAGAAAUCUCCAGAUGAUAUAACACUACUAAAACAACUCAGGAAAGAGCAGACAAAAUUGAAAUUAAUGCAGUCAGAGUUAAAUGUCGAAGAAGUGGUAAAUGACAGAAGCUGGAAGAUAUUUAAUGAACGUUGCAGAACUCAUUAUAAACCUCCAAAGACACAAUAAUGCAAAUGCGGGGGAAGAAUCCCCUGAAAGUGGUCUUCAGUAAUGCAAAUAAACUGGAAAAGAAACAUGGAACAAAAUGCAUGGGACCUCUUGAAAAAUGAUACCCACGGGAUCUAUACAAUGAGUGAUUUUGCUAAUAAAGAUAAACCAACUGUUAAUUUGUACAAGACAUAUGAGAAGAAAAAAAUUAAAAAAAUGUUCAGAUGGAAUGUGAUGUCACAUACUUGACCUUUUGAUAUAGUAGCAAAUGUACUUUAUGUCAAACCACUCUCAUAUACCUGGAGAUUUUUACAUAUAAAACAACGUUGUACUCUACUAAUUGUGUAGGUCCUUUUCAGACUGUGAGAAAUAUUGAGGGUAAACAAAACUUUAUUCCAAUUACCAACAUUGUAUAAUCCUGGAGUAAUUACAUCACAUUGUGAUGGCAUGUUUCAGAGAUGUGAAAGCCCAAGGGUCCCCAACCCCCGGGCUGCAGACCGGGAUGGUCUGCAGACCGUCAGGAAUCAAGCCACGCAAGUGAGCAAAGCGCCAUCUGCACAUGUGCGGAUCCAGGCAGCAUGCAAAACCAUGCCUCCCCAGUCCUCAGAAAAACUGCCUUCCUCGAAACCAAUCUCUAGCCACCUUAGAAAUUUUUGUUGAUUUAAGUAAAGAGUACACAUAAAAUUAAUAAGGUUGAAUUUUGGAAUGUUUUGCAUGAAUAUGGACUUCAGGUUUAAUUUCUGAAUGUGAUAACAGUAGUAUAUGAUCAAAGUAAAGUACUGAGACGAAAUACAAUACUUAGCAAAGGGUUCCACAUUGAUAUAUCUAAUAUCCCCUUUGUCGUUUAAAGUAGCACUUAAGGGAUGCCUGUAGAGACAUUAGAUAAUAUACAGUAUGGUUUUGGAUUGAUUAUGUGCCAUUAAAUUGAUGUUCACAACAUGAGAGUCUCUAUGACUCUCAUAAUUAUAGAAAUCUUUCAGAUCUUCCAAUGGUCACCAUUGUAACUGAGUCCAUCCAACCAGUUCCAAGGAUGGUGGUUUUACCUGUUUGAUAUUAGUUUUGUAUUUUUUAUAUUUAAUUUUAUAUGUCUCCACCUGGUUAUGCCCGUAUAUAAAAAACAUCCUUUUGGUUGUUUGAAGACAGUGUUAGCUAUGAAGAAAUCAUUGGAUCCCUGAUGGUGCAGUGAUUAAAGUGCAGUAUUGCAGGAAAACUCUCCCUUCAGCCAGGGGUUCACUCAGCCUUUCAUCCUUUCGAGAUUGAUAAAAUGAGGACCCAGAAUGUUGGGGGCAAUGUGCAAUAAUGCUUCUACAUUGUAAAUAGCCCAGAUAAUGCUAUAAAGUGCUAUGGAGUGGUAUAUUAAUCUCAAUGCUAUUGCUGUUGCUAGUAAAGAAAUAGCUAGACCAGU
Thamnophis sirtalis is the source of this 1853-nucleotide messenger RNA. RefSeq names its product mitochondrial matrix import factor 23 (gene MIX23). NCBI's taxonomy places the organism in Eukaryota, Metazoa, Chordata, Lepidosauria, Squamata, Natricidae. Gene Ontology annotation, cellular component: mitochondrion; mitochondrial intermembrane space. The record is from RefSeq and is a predicted model, not a curated record.